UAUCUGGGUAUCUAAAUGACGUGGGAUAUUAUGUUAAUAUGGAAUCUAAAAUAUCUUUGAGGUUCUAAAUGUCCAAAGGGAUCCAGUUGACGUACGUGGAUCUACUUGUCGCGGGAUCUAGGUGGUACGUAACCGCCGAGUGGUUUUAAUUAGGACAAAAACAAUACAAAUCCUGGCUACGCCACUGCAUUUAGAUAUAACUGUAAAGUGUAAGUCUGUAACGAGUGUGAAGGCCAUGAAGAUUAGAUAUUAGCUAUUCUAGUCUUCAUGGUAAAGACUAUACCUAUUGAGUAUUGACUAUUACCUAUUAGCUUGUUUCGUUUUAAUAUUUGUUGUCAUCAGGUAGCGCUGCGGUUCAAAAAGUAAGUUCCCUUCCGUGCACAAACAAUAUAACGGAUACUUUUUUAACCGCGUUAACAAUAAUAAAUUGUACCGUGUUAUACCGUCAUAUUAUCAAACUGAAAUAAUAUAUACAUGCUCACGGCACAUGGCUUAUUCCGGUAUUUCAAUUUCACACUAUUCCACAGAUGUAUUUAAUACUCAAAUGUAUACAAUAGAUGUAUUGUUCGUAAGUCCGUUUUCUUUUUCUAUGAGGAUUAGGACAGACGGGACAGUGAAUUGAAUUGUAGGAAUGUCGGUUGUAAAUCUCAACAAUCAGCGACGUACACAGGAAUUAUUAUUGAAUUUUAUUACCACUGAGAUAUUGAUGAUAUUAAUAUGUAGUUACACAAUUUGGUUUUUUCCCAGUUCCAGUGACUCGUCGGUCUGUAGUUUUGUCCACUGUCCGAUUAUCAACAAUUUUGUGUGUCCGAGACACGAUGAAAAUAUGGUCAAUGUGUAGUGUAGUGUAUACUCUAUACAAGACGUCGUCUUAAUCUGCGAAUAUCCUUUUAAAUUUUUCACUGAGUUGCUCACAUAUUGAUUUCGUGCAACUGGUUACCCGAAGCAGCGUUUUAAAUUAGUAUACCACUCUUCGUAUUUUCGUGUGGACACCAUGUCCUUGCUGAACAACAUCUGGAGUUGGGUGACCGGAAAAACCGAUGUAUCUGAACUGCCGAAUAAUAUUUGUUUUGAAAGAGACGUGUCACCAGAAAAUGAUUUUUGGAUAUCGUGUAUUUUGAACCCAUCGUUGGAUAUCAGAUAUGUGAACGGUAUAGUUACAAAAAUAUUGGACACUGACAAGUGUCUCAUUGACAACAAAUACCAUUAUCAGCCAAAAACCGAGAAAGAAAUUCGUAACUUUCCAUACAUAGAGCUCAACAGUCCAGUCAGGAUAUCACUCUACAGAGAAAAGAACUCUAACAAUACAGAAUGGAAGGUUGCAAGUUGUUUCCUAUCCAAAGAUGGCCCUCGUCAUCAGGCCAAUAUAAUCAGAGCAAACGAGUCUGUCCGUGUUCUCCUCGAUGAUAAUGGACCAACUUCCAAAGUCGAUGAUAUUGUUGAAGAUAAUGAUAACGAUAAUCAAAUGACUAUUGAAGUAUUAGGUGACAUGCCUAAAGUAAUUGGUUUUGAACAAGAAACUAUUAUACAGAUAUUAUUUAGAAAUAACAGCUAUGUUGAGGAGAAAACAUUAAAUGAUUAUCAAACCAUGCAAGGAAACAAAGUACAACUGUCAAUUGUUAAUAAAAAUAAGUUGCCUAUAAUAAUUGGAGUGCAGUCUGAAUAUAUUUUUGACAUUACUCUCAAAGGAAAGUAUUUAGGAAAAUCUACUGAAAAAGUUGAAUUUAUUUUUGAAGAUAUUACUUACAAAGUAGGCAUAAACAUUGAUGUUACUGAUUCAAGAAUAAUUCUUCCGUGUAAUCCGAGUGCUUAUUCUAGGAAAGAUAUUGAUAUGCAAAGGUUAUUUGAAUUGCAAAAUGAUCCAAUAGUUCCCGGUAUUCGAAAAGGCAAUAAAGCACAGUUUCCAACAGUCCGUUUAGCACAGUGGAAUAUUCCAUCUCAGUUAACAAAAUGUUACUGGUUGGAAAAUGGAAUAUUCAAUCAAAGUGUAAGAACUGAAGUUAAAGAGAACAUUCAAAAAUUGUAUCCAGCUGCUUUUGAAAUUCUUACCUAUGAAAAUUACAAAGCAAAAUAUCAUACUCUUUUAUUCAUGGAAGAAGUAGAAAUAACAGCCGCUCUUCAAAAAUAUGCUCAAGAAAGAAUACAUUUUGAAAAUGCAGGUGAAUAUUUAGUUCUAAAAAUACCUGAUCUGUCUGAGCAACGACCCUCAUUAAUUGCUGGUGAUCGAAUAGUUGUUACAGAUCCACCAAAUUGUACUAAAAGAUUAGGUGAAUGUGGACGCUAUGAAGGAAUAAUUCAUAAGGUUUUAGCAAAUGAAGUGUGGUUAAAAUUCGAUCCAGAAUUUCACAGUAUAUGUGGCCAUUGGGAUUAUAGUGUCAAUUUUUUCAAUGCCAGAAUGAUGUAUCGAAAACAACAUGAAGUCAUCAAUGAAAUGUGGAAAAAGAAUAGAUUAGGCGAAUCGUUCUUGUUUCCAUACAGGGAUUCCUUGGAAUACCAACCAUCAAAAUUGAAGAUCUUAAGCCAUGAUAAGAUAAAUGCAGAUAACACCUAUGAGAAUAAUUUGAAAAAAGAUAGCAAUACCCUAUUACCACAACCAAAGAUUGUGCAAAAAAUCAGAUGGUUUAAUAAUAAACUGAAUUUAGAACAAAAAAGUGCUGUUAUUAAUAUUCUGAAAGGUGAAGGGAGACCAAUGCCUUACAUUAUUUAUGGACCUCCUGGCACUGGUAAAACAAUAACCAUGACAGAAAGCAUCAUUCAAGUUUAUAAAGAAUUCCCUAAAAGCAAAUUGUUGAUUUGUGCUCCAACCAAUUCUGCUGUUGACAUGUUACUGUCUAAACUUGUAAACUCGGGUUUAUUUGAUAACUCUAUUAUGAAGCGUUUAGUUGGCUAUAAUCAUUUUAUUAGUUUGUCUUAUAACAUGGAUUAUGAUGAAUAUUGUGUUUUACCUGAACUUGACAGUUCAUAUAGCAAUGGUGAAAUAGAUUCUAGGUUAAUUAAAAAACACGAUAUUCUCAAAUUACGAAUAGUUCUUGCCACUGAAGGCACAGCUGGAUUAUUGUAUAUGAUGGGCUUAAAAAGUGGAACUUUCACUCAUAUAUUUAUAGAUGAAGCUGGACAAUCAACAGAACCAGAAAUGUUAUUACCACUUUCAUUUUUGGAUCCAUACAGAGAUGGACAAGUUGUAAUGGCUGGAGAUCCCAAACAAUUAGGACCUGUUGUUAUGUCAAUUUUAGCAAAAAUCUCUGGUCUGGGAUUGUCCAUGUUAUCUCGUUUUAUUAAUUACCCAUCAUACCUGAGAGAUACUGAUAUUUUUCCAGAACACAAUGGUUUUAACCCAAAACUUAUUACACACUUAAUUCAGAAUUAUCGGGCAUUGCCAGAAAUUGUAUUGAAUUACAACAAAUUAUUUUAUAAAUCAUUAUUAGUGCCAACUAUAUUGAAUGAUAACGCACCGGAAAGAAUAUUAUUAAAUAAUUUGAAUGAAAACGCUCAUUGGGAAAUAGAUUGUAAAGGACCAGUUAUUGUGCAUGGUGUAGUUGGCGAAGACAGCCAAGAUCCUAGUAGUCCUUCAUGGUUUAAUCCCCAUGAAGCUUUCCAAGUCUUAUUGUACUUUACUAGAUUGAUGAAGUCUGGAAUAUCUGCUGAUGACAUUGGAAUUAUCACUCCAUACGCUUCUCAAGUUGCCAAAAUUAAUGAGUUACUGAAAAUGUACCAUCCAGAUAUUAAAUUACCAAAAACAGGUACAGUAGAAAUGUUCCAGGGUCAAGAGAGAAUGAUUAUUAUGAUAUCUAUAGUUAGGAGCAAAUCCACAGCAGGAAGCGAAAAGGAUAAGAAAUUUAACCUCGGUUUUCUUACUGCUAAAGAACGCACCAAUGUUGCAUUGUCUAGAGCAAAAGCAUUGCUCAUAAUUAUUGGAAAUCCAUCAACAAUGCAAAUGAAUUAUUAUUGGAAGUAUAUACUGUCACAAGCAAUCAAAAAUGAUAACUAUAUAGGGUGUAAUGUUACUGAAUACCAGAAAUAAUCUGAAUACUUAAUCAAAAACUAAACUACCUCAGUUUUUCACAAUUUAAAUUUUAUUGUUAUAAUAGUGAUAAUUAAAAUUAUGUUAUUUAAUUAAUAAUUAAUAAUAUAUAUUAUAUUGUUAUUUCACAGCCAAUAUUAAUUUUACGUUUAGUUUUUAUAACUUUAUAUUUUUAACUUAUGUUCUGUAAUAUUUAUGGAUAAAAAUAAAACAACUAUGACUGACUUUGCAAUAAAUAACAUGUUAAUAUUUUUUAAAUUUA
Messenger RNA from Rhopalosiphum padi (bird cherry-oat aphid), 4283 nucleotides. Its product is annotated as probable RNA helicase armi. The record is from RefSeq and is a predicted model, not a curated record. Bases 995 to 4021 code for a protein of 1008 amino acids. NCBI's taxonomy places the organism in Eukaryota, Metazoa, Arthropoda, Insecta, Hemiptera, Aphididae. The transcript has 15 exons. Gene Ontology annotation, molecular function: helicase activity.